UAAUGAUUUGAAUUUUGAACUUUAAAUUAUUACUUGCUGAGACUAUAAAAUUGUAAUAUACAUCACGAGAUUACAUGCAAAAUAUGUUUCUUUACAUAUUGUAGCGGAUAAGCAUAUAAGCAAAUUUUUGCAUCAAGAAACAAUCAAAAAAUUAAUUUCUUUACUCAAAGAACUGACUUCUUCUAAGGAUAAUUUAAAAUCUAAACCCAGAUCUUAGCGAAAUCGGACAAGACGUUUGCACGAUGCACGACAAACUAUUGCACAUAUUGCCUACUAACGCAUUUCAGAAACAUUCGUUUAGUGCAAAUAUUAUAAACAACACGUCGCACGUGCUAUACUUAUGUAAAUCUUUCAUUUCGUGACGUUCAUAAAUAAUAUUAGAAAUGGAAAACUGGAUAAAAAUUACUCUAGUCCUGUGUUUGUUUGGAACUUUGCGUGAGAUCCGGCCUUCAGAGCCGUUUGUUACUGAAUUCCUUCUCGGCGAUUGGCGUAAUAUAACCGAAGAUCAAUUAAAUCGUGAAGUAUAUCCGGUUGGAACUUACUCAUAUUUGGCCCUUCUUGUUUUGAUAUUUUUGAUCACAGACUUCCUUAGAUUCAAGCCAGUUAUAAUUCUAUCAGGCUUAAGCGGUAUCGCAGUCUAUGCCGUGUUACUAUGGACUUCAAGCAUAGAAUGGCUGCAAGUUUCUCAAUUUCUGUAUGGAUUGUACAUGGCUACAGAGGUUGCUUAUUUAACUUACAUAUAUGCAAAGGUGGAUUCCACGAAGUACCCUCUCGUUUCAUCUUGUACUCGGAUAGCGGCAUUGACCGGCCGCUUCCUGUCUGGAGUAAGUUCCCAGCUCCUCACGCAUUACGGACUGAUGAACUAUCGGGAUUUGAAUUACAUCACCUUUGCCGCUCAAAUUUUAGCAACGUUUUGGGCGUUUUGGCUUCCACCCGUUCCUUAUGGAAUAUACUUUCACAGACGGUCGCUAGCCACCACUGUUCAAAUUGACAUUGGAACUAUGAACAUGGAAAAGCAGAAUCUGCCAUAUUCCGAGAAGCGUUCGUUCCGUAAGGAUAUAAUAGACGCGGCGUAUCUCAUAGCGCGGCACGCACGCUCCGCCUAUGCUCGGCCUAAAGUACUGGCGUGGUCUGCGCUGUACGCUGCGUCCAUGGCUCUGUUCGUGCAGGCGCAGACUUACGUUCAACUACUUUGGAAGCAUAUACAAAAAGAGGAGGAUGCACCGGUGGUAUAUAACGGUGCGGUGGAGGCUGCACAAACGCUGCUGGGCGCGCUGGGUGCGCUGGGCGCGUCGUACUGCGCGCGCGCGGUGCUGCCCGCGCCCGUGGCCGCCGUGCAGGGCGUCGCCCUGUUCGCGGGGACCUUCGUGCCCAACGUGUUCGUAUCCUACGCGGGCUACAUCGUCAUGGGGCUGCUGUACCACUACACUAUUACCUUAGCCAGUGCAAAAAUUGCCGGUCAGCUCAGUGAUGACAGCUGUUUUGGUCUCAUAUUUGGUAUCAACACAUUGCUGGGCACGGGUCUACAGUCUCUACUCACACUUAUUCUCAUUCAAACCAUCACUUUGCCAAUCAUAGCACAGUACUUCACCCUCAGCAGCUUGUUCCUAGUCCUGUCGUCCGUUUGGAUGCUAGGUUGGAUGGUACACAUAUGUAGACAAACAAAAAGUAUUAAUGUUACAAAUCAGUAUUAAAUUUGCUCAGAAGAUUGUUCCUAAUUUAGUUUUAUCUAAUUUUUUUUUUUUAUCUAUAUUGUUUAGUGAGAAAGGUGCAAUAUUAUAAAGAUUUUUAUUAUAUUUUGAGUAUGAAUCUAAAAUAGAUUUAAUAUUAUUGUAAUUUUAAAUAUAUUUAAAAAAGACACUUUUAAUUCCUAAACUAUGAAAUAGUUUUUUUGUGUGUGCAAAUGUAAUAUUUAGUUUUUUUUUUAUAAUUUCC
Messenger RNA from Nymphalis io (European peacock), 1935 nucleotides. RefSeq names its product thiamine transporter 2-like. NCBI's taxonomy places the organism in Eukaryota, Metazoa, Arthropoda, Insecta, Lepidoptera, Nymphalidae. Gene Ontology annotation, molecular function: vitamin transmembrane transporter activity. The record is from RefSeq and is a predicted model, not a curated record. The transcript is spliced from 7 exons. Gene Ontology annotation, cellular component: plasma membrane. The coding region runs from base 384 to 1694 and encodes 436 amino acids. Gene Ontology annotation, biological process: vitamin transport; transmembrane transport.